AUGGAAUCCACUGGCGACCCAUCCCUUAGCGUGGUGACGCUUGUCGGCAAAGCAGUCGCGCUUGGGUUCGGCUCCAAGCUUGUGGUGAGUCUUUCCCUCAUGAACGGCAUGGAUGGGCCUGGCCUUCCAAAUUCAGUGAUUAUAGACGACAACCAAAUGAUUCGUGCGAUUACUUUUGUUCAGUUUUCUGGAGGUCCUCUAUGCGUGGUCACCGCCGGUGAUGCCAAGUACAUUAAUGUUUACAAUCUUGAUUCUUUGGUGCACUGCAACCCAGACACGUCUCAUAGAAAUAUUGCCAAUGCCCAUAGCGAGGAGAACACCGCGGCAUUGCAACUCUCGCUGGUGAAAUCGGUAAUCCAUGAGAUUCGCCCCUGUUAUCGCCAUGGGCCACACACCAAACGCAUCCUGUCAAUGAUAACCGAUGUCGAUGGUGGCAUUAUAUUCGCUGACAAGUUUGGCGAGGUUUAUCGUCUGCCGCUGAGUUGGAAUCCCUCUUCCCAGAUGGUUGAGGGGGUGACUGGCGACGGUAAAACACCUGCGAUGUUUCUUUUCCAGCAUUUUAGCCUUAUUUCGACCCUUUACCUAUGCUCACCUAUUCCUCCUUGUGGAAAGUUCUUGGAGGAGUGUGGGGGGCGUGACCGUCGCCGUAUUUUUAGCUGCGAUAAAGAUCAUCAUUGCCGAGUCAGCCACUACCCAGAGGUCUACAAUAUUGAGCAAUUCCUUUGGCCGCAAAGCGGGAAGGCGGCGGUCAUCACAUGUGUUGAGGAAAUCCCCUUUUUAGCCAGAAAAGCUGCUGAUGCCUCCGUGAGGCCGAGCCACACUGCCGAGCCGAAGGCCUUUUCUUACUACGUGAGCGGCAACUGCGAUGGGGAGGUGUUUUUCUGGGUCGCCCGGAAUGAUCUUUCGCGGAAUGCACCCGAAGAGCCCUUUCAGCUAGUUUCUACAGGUAGGCCUGAAUCCUCUGAUGGGACCAGGCUGGAAACAGGCGCCGUACUAUCUGUGGUGUACUUGGCCUGUGGCCUCGGAGCUCCCGAUAGCCCAGGACCCCCGUGCGAUUCACCGGGUGGUGUACUUGUGGCGUACGAAAAGCUGAAGGCGAUUGUUUUAUUUCAACUAUCGUCAACUAAUGAAAACCGUCCUGAAGGGUAUCAUUCACUGGUGGUGGGGGGUCGCAUUCAACUUGAGCAGUUCCCCGUAGCUAUGGUGCGCUAUGAUGAAUCCACGGCGUUGAUUGUGGAUAGAGAUGGGGCCACUACACGAGUUCACCUCUCCGGGACGCGUGGUUUAGUUCAUCCGAAUCGCCAUAUGGUGGGAGAUAUGCAAACGACAGCUCCUGAGCUCCACACAUCAAAUAACUGCACAAACCCUGAGUUGCGUUUGCUUCCUCACGUAGAGACUCCUCUGGAGGAUGGCAUCAAGAACAUCAUUACGCUUAACGGAAUUAAUUUGCUGAGCAAAUUAAACUUAUUUGCACAGUGGCAAUAUAUAGUUUCGGACCCUCAAACGCGCAAUAAAAACCUCUGUAGGGAUAAUACUGGAGAAAAUGUCAAUGUGGAUCAACCUAGUGAAUCCAAUAAAAUUUCUCACAGUGAUAAAAAUGCGUAUAAUAUAAAUAAGCGUGUACGUUCGGAUAACAUUUAA
Phytomonas sp. Hart1 is the source of this 1641-nucleotide messenger RNA. Lineage: Eukaryota; Euglenozoa; Kinetoplastea; Trypanosomatida; Trypanosomatidae. The record is from the annotation of a GenBank genome assembly.